This is a messenger RNA of Meloidogyne enterolobii, 360 nucleotides long. The record is from the annotation of a GenBank genome assembly. NCBI's taxonomy places the organism in Eukaryota, Metazoa, Nematoda, Chromadorea, Rhabditida, Meloidogynidae.
AUGAAAAUAUUUAUUAUUAUUUUAUUAACACUUUUUGGAAUUGUUUUGGCUGGAGAUGCUGAGGACGGCCUUUCGAAAGUUGGAAGGAAAGUUGAUGAAUUUGGACAGGAUGUUAGUGAAACAGUUAAUAAAUUGUCUAAAACUGAGGGAGGUCAGAUUUGGUGUCCCGUGCCGGCUGUGGGCACUCGUUGCCCUGACAGCUCUGUCUUCCAUUACUUCCGUUGCUGCGGGACUUUGAAUAAUGAAUGUUGUCUCAAAUUACAAACAUGGGCUUUUGUUCUACUCGUAGCUGUUGGCGUUUUGAUUGCUUCUUUGAUUUUGCUUAGCGUUAUACGUUGUGUUUUUUGUCGGCGGAAAUAA